Molecule: messenger RNA, 1608 nt
Organism: Sesamum indicum (sesame)
Lineage: Eukaryota; Viridiplantae; Streptophyta; Magnoliopsida; Lamiales; Pedaliaceae
Product: serine/threonine-protein kinase BSK1
Biological process (GO): brassinosteroid mediated signaling pathway; protein phosphorylation
Molecular function (GO): protein kinase activity; ATP binding; protein binding
Source: RefSeq, a predicted model, not a curated record
CUUCCUCCGUUAACGGUGCCCACUCCGGCGGAGGUUCGGCGGGUUUCACGGAGUUUUUGCUUUCGGAGUUGAAGUCAGCCACCAACAACUUCAGCUCCGAGAAUAUCGUCUCGGAGAGCGGCGAGAAGGCUCCCAAUGUCGUUUAUGAGGGUCGGCUGCAAAACCGUCGGUGGAUCGCCGUCAAGAAAUUUACCAAAAUGGCCUGGCCUGAUCCUAAACAGUUUGCUGAGGAAGCGAAGGAAGUGGGGAAGCUGAGGCAUAAGAGGCUGGCGAAUCUGAUUGGAUAUUGUUGUGAUGGGGAUGAGAGGCUGCUCGUAGCUGAAUUUAUGCCUAAUGAGACGCUUGCCAAGCAUUUAUUCCACUGGGAGAAUCAAACCCCUGAGUGGGCUAUGCGUUUGAGAGUUGCGUUCUAUAUAGCCGAAGCAUUGGAUUAUUGCAGCAGUGAAGGUCGCCCACUGUAUCAUGACUUGAAUGCCUAUAGGGUUCUCUUUGAUGAGAAUGGAGAUCCACGUCUUUCUUGUUUUGGAUUAAUGAAGAAUAGCCGGGAUGGUAAAAGUUAUAGCACGAAUCUUGCAUAUACACCUCCUGAGUAUCUAAGAAAUGGGAGAGUCACUCCGGAAAGUGUUGUUUUCAGCUUUGGAACUGUCCUUUUGGAUCUUCUUAGUGGAAAGCAUAUUCCUCCAACUCAUGCAUUGGAUAUGAUACGGGGCAAGAAUAUUCUUCUCUUAAUGGAUUCCCAUUUGGAGGGUAAUUUCUCAACUGAAGAGGCCACUGUAGUUUUUGAUCUUGCCUCACGAUGUUUGCAGUAUGAACCAAGGGAGCGCCCGAAGACCAAAGAUCUUGUUUCUACCCUAGCCCCCUUGCAAAAUAAGCCCAAUGUCCCAUCUUAUGUGAUGUUGGGAAUUCCAAAAUGUGAAGAAGCCCCAUCUACACCACCCCACCCUCUCUCUCCAAUGGGUGACGCCUGUUCACGUAUGGAUCUCACUGCUAUCCAUCAGUUUUUGGUGAUGCAACAUUACAAAGAUGACGAGGGAACCAAUGAGUUAUCUUUCCAAGAAUGGACUCAACAAAUGAGAGAUAUGUUGGACGCAAGGAAAAGAGGAGACUUGGCAUUCCGUGACAAAGAAUUCAAAACCGCAAUUGAUUGUUAUUCUCAGUUCAUAGAUGUGGGUACCAUGAUUUCACCAACCGUCCAUGCACGACGGAGCCUUUGCUAUCUCAUGUGCGAUCAGCCAGAUGCUGCCCUUCGAGAUGCUAUGCAAGCACAAUGCAUAUACCCCGAAUGGUCCACAGCAUUUUACAUGCAGGCUGUGGCCCUUGCCAAGCUCGACAUGCACAAAGAUGCAGCAGAUAUGUUGAAUGAGGCUGCCAUGCUAGAAGAAAAGAAGCAGCGAGGUGGAAAAGUAUCAUAACCUAUCUGUAAAUUAAUUGUGAAGAAAUCAUGGCAUGGCCAACUCUGUUGUAAUCACAUCAUGCACAGCGAAAAUACAUACAUUACUUGAGUAAAUGUUCGUGUUAAUUUUUGUGACUCAAAUAUGUUGAACGGUAACUAUCUUUUUCAAACUUGUACAAUUCGUAUGCUGAUCUAAAUAUACAACAAGAUUUGCG